AUGACUGAUUAUGUGAAAGAGGCAAAGGAUAUGGUUGCCAAUAAUAGGCUAUUCCAGUUUUCUGCAAGCUGGUGUCCUGAUUGUGUCUACGCUAGAUCAAUCUGGAAUAAAUAUCAUGUCGAGAAUCAAAUCCAUGUGUUUGACAUCGGCUCCCUAGACAAGGAGAUUCAAGCAAAGUGGAGAGAUGCCUUUGAAGAAGUAUUAGGUGUUAGAAACCUACCAACAAUUGUCGUUGACGGUAAAGUUUGGGGAACUGAAACCAGACUUCAUGAGGUGGAAGACAAUGGUUCUUUGAGUGAUGAAUUGACUAAGAUGGGAUUCAAAUUAUGA
Molecule: messenger RNA, 330 nt
Organism: Nakaseomyces glabratus
Lineage: Eukaryota; Fungi; Ascomycota; Saccharomycetes; Saccharomycetales; Saccharomycetaceae
Gene: GRX8
Product: glutathione-disulfide reductase GRX8
Source: RefSeq, a predicted model, not a curated record